AUGAGCAAGCGCCCGGCAGACGAGCCUCUGGAACAGUCUACUGCUUCUCCUUUCUCCAAACGCGCCAGAGUCGAGGAUGUUGUCGACCAAGAUGCGCCUGCCACUCUCACCACGCGACCAACCAAUGGACAUACCGAUGGCAUAGCUGAAGCUGCUGCGCAAGAUGAUGAAGCCCUGGAGGAGGCCGAGCUAGAUGCAGAUCAAGACGACCAACCCGCUGUCUCAGGCCCGACGCGACAGAAAGCCCCGGCUGAAGGUUAUUCAGACCUAUAUCUCGACACCAUCAACCGCGGCGUGCUGGACUUUGACUUCGAGAAGUUAUGCAGUGUCACGCUAUCGAAUAUCAACGUCUACGCUUGCCUGGUGUGCGGCACAUACUACCAAGGUCGAGGUCCGAAAUCCCAAGCCUACUUCCACGCUCUCGACAUCGGCCACCAUGUCUUCAUCAACAUGCACACUAAGCAGGUCUACGUCCUGCCCGAUGGCUAUGAGGUCAAGCAUAAGAGUUUGGAAGAUGUCAAGUUUGUCGUCGAUCCCAAGUACACCAAAGACCAUGUCACAAAACUCGACAAGGUGCGACUGCACGCAUGGGACCUUCAAGGCAAGAAGUACACGCCAGGCUAUGUCGGCAUGAACAACAUCAAAGCCAACGACUACUUCAACGUCGCCUGCCAUGCCCUCGCUCACGUCCCUCCGCUCCGCAACUAUUUCAUGCUCGAAGACUUGCACGACCGACCGCAGCUUGUCCAGCGCUUCGGCACUCUAUUGCGCAAAAUCUGGAACCCGCGCUCCUUCAAGGCACACGUCUCUCCUCACGAGCUAUUGCAGGAAAUCUCACAACGAUCCAACAAGAAAUUCUCCUUGACAGAACAAGCCGACCCAGCGGACUUCCUUUCCUGGUUCCUCAAUAACCUACACACAGGCCUAGGUGGAAGCCGCUCAAAACCUCGCAGCAGUAUUGUACAGAAAAUCUUUCAAGGCCAGUUGCGCGUCGAAUCGCAAUCUAUCACCGCUCGCGCCGAUGCGCAAGACCGUUUGCGCUUCGAAGAUGCCGCUAUUCAGAGCGUAGUAACGCCUUUCAUGAUGCUCACUCUGGAUCUCCCGGCCGCACCAUUGUUCCAGGACGACAGAAACGAGAACAGUAUCCCUCAAGUCAGUCUUACGAAUAUCUUGGGCAAAUACGACGGUAUUCGUGCUCAGGAACGCCUCAACACACGCCUCCGCUAUCGUCUCUUACAUCCACUACCGCCGUAUCUGCUCAUGCACGUCAAACGUUUCGCUCCCAACAAAUUCCUCCAAACACAACGCAAUCCGACCAUUGUCACCUUCUCUCCUCGCUCACUAGACAUGUCACCCUAUGUCGAGCCUAACCCGUCACUUCACUCGCCCUCAGAGCCCAUUAUAUACGACCUGGUAGCCAACAUAACUCAUGAAGGCGUCCGUGUGCGAGACGAUAGUGUCGAGGGAGAAGCCGAGAAGAAGGUCUGGCGUGUACAGCUGUUGGAUAGGGGCAGGGAAGAAGGCGGCAAUGCUGAUACCGAUCGCUGGGUCGAGAUGCAAGAUUUGUGGGUUGGAAGAGUGGAAGCUGAGCUGCUCAGUACAAAGGAAGCAUAUGUAAUGGUUUGGGAAAGGAGACGAGGCAAUGCCGCCCCCAAAAAGAAGUAA
Molecule: messenger RNA, 1665 nt
Organism: Aureobasidium namibiae CBS 147.97
Lineage: Eukaryota; Fungi; Ascomycota; Dothideomycetes; Dothideales; Saccotheciaceae
Product: U4/U6.U5 tri-snRNP-associated protein
Exons: 1
Coding region: 1-1665 (554 amino acids)
Biological process (GO): spliceosomal complex assembly; mRNA processing; protein deubiquitination
Molecular function (GO): cysteine-type deubiquitinase activity; zinc ion binding
Source: RefSeq, a predicted model, not a curated record